CACUGCUCCACUUUCACAAACAGAGCUGCAUGCACCUGCAGAACACACUCGCGGCGCGUGAGUCCUCGGGGUCGCGAGUUCCAUCUCUCCUCUGCAGAGAAUCCAAAUCUGGAGGAGCAUUUACGUGUCAAGUCAGUGAGUCAUAGUCAGUGUGGAGAGCGGUGAUGAAUGACGGUGCUGACUGCAGAACUGGACCUGGGCCCUAACCUGAGGAGACACACUGAUAGUAGAGAGAGAUAGAAACUGAGAGAGGCAGAGAGCGCGCGAGAGAAGGAGGAAAGAGGAAGACCGUGCUUACUUUGUAGUUGCCGAGAGCCGCGUGACAGUUUGCAGAUGCCGACAGAUGUGCCCGAAGAUAGGCUCAACACCGAGGAGAAGGCGGCCAAGUGUGACAGUAUGACUCUGUGCAGCACCCCGACUGUUCGCAGAGGAAGCACUCCUCUGCCUAUAAAGCACCAGCUCAGACGAGAAGAAGCCGUCCACGAUGACUGCGACUGGUCGUCAGGUGCAGCUGGACCUUCUGCCUCGCCAAUCAGCUUCAGCCCAGCCUUGGACGACACUCUGACUGUGGCUUUUGAGGGCAGAUCUGAUGGGCCUUUAAGGAUCGCCCUGCUGGGGCAGAACGGCGUGGGGAAGUCUUCUCUGGCCCUCGCCCUCGCUGGGGACAUGGACAGGACUGCAUCUGUGGAUUCUGAAGGGGAGGGUUACGUGCGCACAGUCACCGUGGAUGACGAGGAGAGCACCAUCAUUAUCUAUGACAACUGGAGACAGGACCUGUCGGCUCUGCAGUGUGAGGUGUGUGUCCUGGUGUUUUCAGUGACUGACAGGCGUAGUUUCCACCGCACCGCUCAGCUCCGGCUUCUCCUGAGGGAGACUCAGCCCCAAACUCCCAUCAUCCUCGUCGGAAAUAAAAGUGACCUCGUUCGCACACGUGAGGUUACCUCUCAAGAGGCCAUGUCCAGCGCCACCCUCUUCAACUGUCUGUAUCUGGAGAUCUCUGCCUCUCUGGACCACCGUACCCCGGAGCUCCUGGAGUGCGUGGUGCGGCUAGCCAGGGGCCAGCCCCCCUGGCCCCCAGGGACCAGCGCGGAGGACAUGACCGGCGGAGGCCAACGUGAGAGCAUGACCUCCCGUGCCAAACGUUUCCUGUCCAGCCUGGUGCCCCGGUACCAACGAGAGCGAGAAGUGGGCAAGUUCCUGAGGCAGAAGUCCCGCUCAUGCCACGACCUGGGGGCGCUGUGAUCGGGCGCCGCGGGGAGAUUAAUGGUCGGAUUGGUAGUAACGGUAGCUGGAAGUGAUGUAGUUUACCAACAGAGACAGAAAGCAAGUAGUGGACAAGAGAGAGGGGGUGUGAGAGUGCCAGAGCAAUGGCAGGACAAUGUUAUGAGCGAUCAUCAUGUGCAUCCAGCAGAGGAAAACAGAGAGAAUGAUGUUAGUGAUGAUGUUUAUCUUUAGGAUGAUAUAGAAAUUUUGUACACAAGACCAAACAGCAAAGAGAAGAUAAAAUACUGUUGUAGUACACAUGUAAAUAAACUAUAGUAAUGUUACUUAAUGCCACCCUCACAGCUUUGAGAGCUAAAUAAAUAGCUUUUUUGA
Molecule: messenger RNA, 1596 nt
Organism: Epinephelus moara (kelp grouper)
Lineage: Eukaryota; Metazoa; Chordata; Actinopteri; Perciformes; Serranidae
Product: GTP-binding protein REM 2-like
Exons: 6
Coding region: 334-1242 (302 amino acids)
Cellular component (GO): plasma membrane
Molecular function (GO): GTPase activity; GTP binding; calcium channel regulator activity
Source: RefSeq, a predicted model, not a curated record